GAAGAAAUAAAUCCCCCGUUUUCCUUGUCAAUCAACUUUCAGAUCUGAACUUCAGAGCGAAUCAAUGGCAGCAGCCCUGGAAGAUGUAAAGCUCGUCGGGUUCUGGGCGAGCCCCUUCGUUGUGAGAGUAAGGAUAGCCCUAAAUCUGAAGGGCAUCGAGUACGAUUUUCUCCAAGAAGAGCCGACCGCCGGCCAAAAGAGCGAGCUUCUCCUUAAAUCCAACCCUGUUUAUAAGAAGUUCCCCGUCCUGAUCCAUGGCGGCAGGCCCAUCUGCGAGUCCCUUCUCAUCGUUCAAUACAUCGAUGAGGCGUGGCCCUCUGCCUGCGCGCCCAUCCUUCCUGCCGAUUCCUAUGGCCGCGCCGUCUGCCGCUUCUGGGCCGCCUAUGUUGACGACCAGGUAAGUCGCAAGGAGAAAUUUUGAAAGCACUUCGGAAAAAGCUAGUCUGUUUUUUUUAUGAAAUUAAGGGUCGGUUUGGGGAAGCUUGUGCGUUUCCGCUUAUCCUGAAAUGCGGUCCGCGGGCCGGC
This is a messenger RNA of Phalaenopsis equestris, 525 nucleotides long. RefSeq names its product glutathione S-transferase U18-like. Gene Ontology annotation, molecular function: glutathione transferase activity. The transcript has a single exon. Gene Ontology annotation, cellular component: cytoplasm. The record is from RefSeq and is a predicted model, not a curated record. Bases 65 to 421 code for a protein of 118 amino acids. NCBI's taxonomy places the organism in Eukaryota, Viridiplantae, Streptophyta, Magnoliopsida, Asparagales, Orchidaceae. Gene Ontology annotation, biological process: glutathione metabolic process.